AUGCGCUGCAAUUAUCCGAGUGCCAUCAUCCUUGUGCUCCUGUUUUUGGACCCCGGCCGGGGCAUAGUGAAUCCCUCGAACGAGACUGCGAAUAUUGUGAUAUCCAUGCUGCCGGCCAAGGACCUGGGGCCCGAGGUGUGGCAGGCCGGAGUCGACUGCCUGGAUAGGUUCGCCCAGAUAUUCUUCUACCGCAAGCCGGCAGAGCGCUACACCCGAGCCUACAAUCUCAUGAUGACUCACGCCUUCAACUUGUCCACUCCCGCCGAUGAGAUCCAGCAGGGAUUCGCCAAGCGAAUAAAUGAAGCUGUCACAGAUCCAACUGAGCCUAGGAGGGCGGAGCUGUUUCAGCUAAGAGUGGUUACGGAUCACGGGGGUAAGGUGAAGAGCAUGAACUUCGGAGAACUGCUCCUGGUGGACAACUACGUACUUAUUGUGGACUCCGUGGAGAGGCUGCUCAGCCUCAUGAGUCGUUAUGUGAGCAGGAUACGCUCCUGGAAUCCGGGGGCCAGAGUUUUGGUGCUCUUUCACAAUGCCCAGGUGCACAACCGACCCUGGACAGUGGCCUCCCAGAUCUUCAACGAGCUGAUGCACAGCUUCUACGUCCACCGGGUGGCCCUGCUCUACGCCAACUCGUCCACGGACUACAAUCUCCUGGUGAACGACUACUACAAUAAUGAGAACUGCCGGGUGCUGAACGUCCAGAGUGUGGGUCAGUGCCACGACGGAGAACUGUAUCCGAGUCCUACCGCAGUUCACGCCGCCAUGGUGGACUAUGUGGCGGGAUUCAGUCCCAAGAACUGCACUUUCUACGUGUGUGCUUCCGUGUCGGCACCUUUUGUGGAAGAGGAUUGCAUUGUGGGCCUGGAGAUGAGGAUCCUAGGAUUUAUGAAGAAUCGUUUGGACUUCAAUGUGAACCAAACCUGCAGUUUGGAAUCCCGGGGAGAACUGGAUGCCAAUGGCGAUUGGAAUGGCUUGCUCAGCAAGGUCAUCGACAACGAGUGCGACUUUAUAAUGGGGGGCUUCUAUCCGGACAACGAGGUGGCCGACUUCUUCUGGGGCACUGACACCUAUCUGGAGGACGCCCAUACCUGGUACAUCAAGGAGGCGGAAGUGAGGCCCGCCUGGCAGGCCAUGGUGGGAAUCUUCGAGCCCUACACCUGGCUCUGCUUUCUCCUGGUCCUGCUAGUCACCUGGCUCUUCUGGUUCGCCCUGGUCAAGAUCCUGCCGGAGCCCAACUACUACCAGCAGCUGAGUCUGACGGGGAUCAACGCCUUGGCGGUGACCAUCUCAGUGGCCGUCCAGGAGCGUCCAGUUUGCGAGGCCACAAAGGUGUUCUUCAUUGGUCUCACGCUCUACAGCCUGAAUGUGGUGGCCACCUACACCUCCAAGAUGAUAGCCACCUUCCAGGACCCCGGCUACCUGCAUCAGCUGGACGAGCUGACCGAGGUGGUGGCCGAGGGAAUACCUUACGGUGGCCACGAGGAGAGCCGGGACUGGUUCGAGAACGACGACGACAUAUGGAUCUUCAACGGCUACAACACCUCGCCGGAGUUCAUUCCAAGAACGGACAACCUAGUGGCCGUGAAGAACGGAGAACGCUGCAUCCUGAGCAACAGGAUGUACACGAUGCAGAGUGCCCUGGGAGACGACAUCUACGCCUUUCCCCAGAACGUCUUCUCCAGUCCCCUGCAGAUGAUCACGAAGGCCGGCUUUCCAUUCAUCUUCGAGCUGAACACCAUCAUCCGAAUGAUGCGGGAUGUGGGAAUCUUUCAGAAAAUCGACAAGGACUUUCGGUACAACAACACCUAUUUGAACAGGAUAGCCAAGAUGCGGCCACAUUUUGCGGAUAAUGCCAUUGUCCUGACCACGGAGCAUCUGAAGGGACCCUUUUUCAUCCUCAUAGUGGGGGUCUUUUGUGCGGCACUCACAUUUUUCGGCGAGCUAAUGAUCCGGAAUUGGCGCUGCCAGUUGGUCAGCAAGCGGCAGGAGCCAAAGCCCCCCAAGAAGCGGCGGGCCAGAAGGAGGAAAGGACGAGGGCAGUUGGGCGAAUGGCAGCGACAAGUUCAAGUGACUCCAGUCAUACGAUUUACGCCAGUCAAACGACGCAAAGUUUUCCAGUGACAAACAAGUCAAAAGUAAACCAACUCUCCACCCCCGGCUGCGAUAAAAAUUGACUCAAUUCACAUAAAUUUGCAAUUGAGAGACACUGACUGGCAACCCGCCCGGCAUCCUGCACUCCUGCGCUUCUCCUUUUUUUGUUUUUUUUUUUGUUUUCCCGUCUGGGUCUGGGUCUCGUGUCUUGUGUCUUCUGUCGGCUGUCUGUUGUCUGGUCUUUUCUGGUCGCCUCUGUUACUUUUCACGCGAAAUACUUAAAAUCAGAGACAAAAUUCUAUUUUUGCAACUAUCACACAGUCGAACAACAAGCAGCAGCAGCAGCAGGGAGUCAGGCAGGGAGCUCCGCAAAUUGACAAUCAGCUUCAGCUUCAGCUUUUCCCCAACAACGGCGGCGAAAAACACAGAGAUAAAGAACGAGUUAGGAUACAGAUACUCCCAUAAGUGGCACAUUCGCUGAUUGCAGCUCCGGAGAAUCCGUGCAGGAAGUAACUGCCACUAGCACCAAUAUCAGAUGUCCCAAGUUUCGAUUCAAAAAUAUCGCAAAUGGAAUUGAAACUAGAAUGCUGAAGAAAAGUUUCCCCCAUGUGCUUGAGAGUUUCUUUCCAACUUUAGUCAUCAGAUUUCCAUAAAUUCUAUAAGCUUUGUCCUGUCAAUAUAUUUAUAAUCAAAAUCAUUAAGAAUGCUUUUAAAAAUUGAAAUAAAUCAAGUGUCUUAGGGUGCAUUACUCAUCCAAUGGGCAUUAGUCAGUUUAGACUUUGAGAACGCCAUCCAACACCCACUACUCGGCAGCUCGAAUUUCACUCUGGUGAUCCUGCUUUGUCGGCCAAGAGCAUAACAAUCAUUUGAUAUCUCUAUCAUGCCCCAAUCAAAUGAAUCUGUGAGUGAUUCACACCCAAAACAGUUCACAGUCAGAGGCACACACUCAAUUACUCACACCGAAAUGGGCGCACUCGCUCAACGUACUUAGUCUUUGUAAUUUGAAAAUUGCUUUUCCUU
This is a messenger RNA of Drosophila ananassae, 3111 nucleotides long. RefSeq lists its product as uncharacterized. The transcript is spliced from 2 exons. Lineage: Eukaryota; Metazoa; Arthropoda; Insecta; Diptera; Drosophilidae. The coding region runs from base 1 to 2121 and encodes 706 amino acids. The record is from RefSeq and is a predicted model, not a curated record.